AAAAUAACCUACCUAAAGUGUCUGUUUUCUUUUCUGUCGAUUUUCUGUUUUCCGAUAGACAUCGAAUCGAUCGAUAAACGAGAGUCGAGACGCCGCCGACCGUUUUGUGUGCCGGCAUUUUUUCGCGAAAAAUUUUGUGAAGUUUAGUAUUUGUUUAAUUUACACAGAAUUACGUUAACCAUGGACGAAACAAUAUUAUUCCCUUCGCCGAAUUGGUUUCAACCAUCUGGCUUGGCGGUUAGCAAUGAUGAGUGGCUCGUGUAUGGCGGUCCCAGUAAAAGCCUUUGUAUUUUGGAGCCCUUGCCGGCGGAUUAUGAGCCUAUAGUAGAGGGACAGCAAGCAUAUACAGCGCAUGUAGUCAACAGAGCACAUCCCGAAAAGAUAACAUGCGUGGAUAUAUGUCCAGAGUGGCCCGAGAAGCGUGCCGUGCUUACUGGCAGCGUGGAUGGAGCUGUGAAGCAAUGGAGUCUGGAGUCUGCUAACAAUACCUUAAAAAUAAAGUCUACCCACAGUCAUGAAAUCCACAGCCAUGAUAAAGAGGAAGUGGCUGGAGUGGGAUAUUGUAAAGACGGUUAUGCUGUUACUGUUGGUAGCUUUGGUAACAUUGUGAAGUGGGACCUCAACUCCAAUGUAGCAAAGAGUUUCAACCAUGUGCUGAAAAGCUUCAAGCCUGUCUGCAUGGCAUGCUCCCCACACAUUCACAUGAACGUCGCUAUUGGUACUAAACAAGGAGUGGUAUUCGUAUUGGAUCUUAAUGGUUCACCAAGAAUUAUAUACAAAGUCCGUGGUCAAGAUGAUGAGAUCCUUAAAGUCAGUUGGUGUCCACAGUAUGAGGUUGCUGUCAGGAAAUCUCUGAAAGAGUCUGAUAAGAGGAGUGCUGCCUCUAAUAGAAUGUACAAGAUACAGAAACAGCCUAUAGCUCCUGAACUAAUGAAAGCAUUGGAUGAGCGUGUCAAGAACAGUGAAACCACAGACCAACCUACACUGAUAAAUGAAAAGUUGGAACCAAUUGCUACUGGAUCUUUAACGCAAGAAGUGUUAGAUGAGUCUGGUAUUGGCAAGACAUUGCCAGAAGACAGCUUCGAUGACUGUGUCAUGGUCCAAGAAGACGACAUGUUUGAUAUCUAUAAGGACCACGAAGCUGACGAAUUUGGACACAAGAAAUUCGAACCUGUGGAUUUAAUUGUGAAGCUUCCUUCAGAGGCGCCUAAGGAAGAUUAUCUGACUGAAUGUCAGAAGUUAAAAGACGAGAUAUUGAAGAGGAAGGCUCAGGCUGACUCUACAAUUGAGUCUUUAGUUGAGGCGAUGGAUAAAACUGGUGUAGAAGAUAAGCAACUGGAGCAACCCUCCACAUCGAAACCUGAAAUUUCCAUGGAAGGGAAGAUCAUUAAAGGAGAGGUUGAGUCAAGUGUGCACAUCCACAAACACUUAUUAGCUACUGUGGGCAAACAAGGGAGUAUCCGCGUAUGGUCCAAAUCUGGCAAGUUGGUGGGCAGCUGCGCGGUGAGUGGUGGCGGCAACAACAACAAGCAAGGUCGCCGGCCCCCCGCUUGUAAUGCGCUGCUUUGGGCGCGCCCCGACAUGCUGCUUAUUGCAGAUGGGAAGAACCAGCUGCUCGACUGUAACCCACUGAAGAUCGACUGCAAGAACAAGCUAGAAUGGCGUAUCCUCCACUCGCACCACAAGCGCGGCCUAUAUGCGAUCGCCACUAACGCGCCACGCGUGCAGACGCCCGAGAUGUGGUGCGGCCGCGCGCGCGACUGGGUCGUGUGGUCCGCGGCACAGGACCGCUCGCUGCUGCGAUACUCCUUGACUGACGGCCUGCUGCACACUUACACCACGUGUGGAGGGUUCCUGUAUACGCUGCAGACUUGUCCGUAUGAUGCACGAAAAGUGUGUGUGAGUGUGGGCGACGGCGCGGUGCGUGUGUGGGAGUCGGAGGGCGACGACGAGCUGCCGCGGCUGCAGCGCGGGAGCGUGACGGCACACUGGCAGCACGUGCAGGGCAAGGUGCUCACGGCCGCCUGGCACCCCACGCGCGAGGGACUGCUCGCCUUCGCCACCGCUGAGGCCAGGGUGGGCUUGAUAGCGACAGGGGGCAAGGGCGAGCGGGCCGCCCGCGUGCUGCAGCCCGGCAACAGCGGCGCCGUGUACUCCAUGAGCUGGGCCUCCGACGGGCUCCUCUACGUGUGCGCCUCGGGCGAGCUGCUGCUCUAUGACGUCGACAACAUGGACGCGGCACCCACGGCCGUGGCGGUGCAGUUCGAGGGCCAGCAGUGGGAGGUGAGCGCGGUCCGCUGGCAGGCGCGCACGCUGCUGCUGGGCAGCUGCGCCGGCGCCGUGGCCGUCGCCGCGCCGCGCCCGCCGCACGCCGUGCACGCCGCCAUCUUCGUAUACAGCAAGAUGAUCCACACGAUGGACUGGCACCCGCAACAGACAUCCAACUCGAGUGAAGACUCGCCCUACCAGAAUCUGAUUGCCGUUUGUUCGCUGGACAAGGUCAACACCGUCGUCAUAUUAGAAUACAAGGAUAAUGAAGAUGGCACGAACCAGCUGAGCGUGUGGAAGACGCUGAUCGGGCAUAAGGGCACGGUGCUGCAGCUGGCGUGGAGCCCGCACCACGAUGAGGAGCUGCUUUCCACCUCCCAGGACGGCACUGUUCGGGUAUGGAACAUAACAUCGGGCUCGUGCACGGCAAUAUUCGGCGGGCACACCCAGACGGCGCUGGGGGCCGCGUGGAGCCCGCGGCCGCAGCUGCCGCGCGUCAUCAUGUCCGGCGGCGCCGACUGCUGCCUGCGGCUGUGGGACGCUGACAGGCAUCCCGCGCAACUCUAUGAAGAAAAUAAACACGAAACUGCAGUCGAGAAGAAGAAAAAGAAGAAGGAAAAAAAAGAAAAGAAAACUGGGGACGAAUCUUCUGGGGACACUGACGACCAACCCGCUACUGUGGCUGAUAAUAAAAUGAAGCCAUCUAAGAAGUUCCUUCUGCCCAUGAUAUACCGUCAGAUGAACCCUUGCGGAAUCCAGGGCCCGAGGAAGAUGCUUCAGAUGUACCUGGAGAAGGCCGGCGAUGUUGUUCGCACGGAGAACGAGAAUGGAGAAGAAGUUGGCCUAGAUUACCUCAAGAUUUUCGGGAAUAUAAAUGAAGUCAAUGGAGUGUUAGAUGAUGAGAUGGAGCGUCACCAAGACACGGGCAACUCGGAGGCGUGGUCGCUGUUGUGCGUGGUGCGCGGCUCCAUCGACACGGCCAUCCAAAUAGCCGCCUCGCGCGACCAACUCGACCCGCUACUGCUCAGCCAGGCGCCAGGCAUCUCAUUUAAGUAUUGGAAGGACGCUACUCAGUUAUAUUUACAACAAAUCGAUCGGCUCGUGGCCAAAGGAGAGGAUGCCAAACUGGCCGAAAACAAGCCGUACGGCGGGCCAGUGUUCCGCAAGAUGGCGGUGCAGCUUAGCCUGCACGAUCUGAAGGGCGCUGUCACCACACUGGUGGAUGCACGGCUCUUCCAGGAAGCCUACGUCUUGAGCAGGACCAGAUACAUGGACAGCCUCGCAGAACAGACGCUACGACUGUGGGCGCACGAUUGUUUCCUCAAUGGACAUUACAACACUUCUUCCGUGUGUUACAUGGCUCUCGGCGACCUGUCCCAAGCGGCGGCGGCGCUCGGGAAGUCUUCAGAUGAGGAGUCUCUCAGUCUCGCCGCAGACAUUGCCAAAGUCCUCGGACAAACCACCUUCGCAGGACACAUUGAGGAGAAGAGAGAAUUCAUAAAGAGCAAGAAGGAGUUGCUAGAAAAACUUGACAAGCAGGUCGAGGAUCAAGAUUUGAAGGAUUUACCUUCGAGAAGUGAACUAGUCAUAAAGGAAAAUAAUACCGAAAAGUCACAAUUAGAGGAACCAGAGAAGGACACAGAAAAUGCUAAAGAGGUUGCAAGUACUGACGAAAAGAACUUAAUGUCAGACACACAAGCUGAAGAAUCUGGAAAAGGAGAGGAUGAGAAUAAAAUAGAAAAGUUAUUAGUAGAGCUUCCGGAAAAAAUGGAAGGUUUGUUGAAAGAUGGAAUCCAAAACGGGAUGCAUAAAGGCGAUGGCGACACCAUGCAAAAUGGCGAAGCAACCGACCCGCAGAAUAAUAAUGAGAUUUUAGCCAAACCGCUGCAGAAUGGCUCUGAACCUGUACAGGAAAAAAGUGCCACUGAGUAGUGCUUUUGAGAAUGACUGUGAUGUUGUAGAGUAAGUUUGUGAUUAGGCUCUUGAAGACUGAGUAAAAAAUUGUGUAGUAUGUAAGGUAAUGUCGACGAUGAGAUAUUUGAUAAUCUCACGUCGUACCUGCUGAGCAGAUGAAGGUAAAUUGUUUGUGUACAAUUUUAUGUGAUGUACCUGUUAAUUAGUAACGUCGAAUGUGAAGCGUCGUCUGUCGUACUCGAGCGUCCUUUAUAAGGCAGGGUUUUUAAGUUCCUAUUUCACUAUUAGCCCAGUCAUUUUAGGGGUUUCACCUCGGAAUGAGAGAUAAUAAGCUAUAAAUUGGUAUGGACCUUUGUUUUGUCGUUUUAAAUGUUAUCUCAAAAGUCACAAAUGAUACCGUGUCCGCGUCUUAAGAUAUUCAAGGUCAAAGGUCAUAAAAAUUGGUUUUUUGUGAAUAUCUCGCUUCCUAUUGCUUAAAUGAUAUUUUUACCUAUAAUAAAAGUUGUAGAGUAUAAAAUUCUCUACAAUUUUUGUUUCAUGUUUUUUUUGAUACGAUCAACCGUUUUUGAGGUAGAGCGCGAAGAGUGCGCAGCGCACAGUUAUAAAUGGUCCAAUGCAAGGUCAAGCGUAAGUUACGCUUAUCAGUACGUGAUAUCUAUUAUCUAUUAUUUAUUUAAUUAUUAUAAUUAUUAAACAAUGGCCAUUAUUUAUAUUUUUGUUGAUAUUUUAUUAAAAUCAGUAACUUAAUUAUUUAUAUUUAACUAUUCAACUAUAAUAUAUUAUUAAUUCUGGAAUAUAUAUUUUCAGUUAAAACGUCAUUACAUACGUUUUCUUCAAAACGUGUAAAUUUUUCAAAGCUUAUAUACCUGGAUAUACUUGUCCCUACCCUAUGACCUUCUCUAUUGACCUUCUCAUCAUCGAGACAGCUAUUGCAUUAUCAGAACAUCAAAAGACUGCCGUCAUCAUAGGAGAAGAUAUUGAUUUGCUCGUAAUUUUAAUUGGGCGUACUCAAUCACAUCAACAGGAAAUUUUCUUUAAAAAAGUUGGGAAAGGCAAUGUUAAGACACAAAUAUACUCUUCCAAAAGUUUUGACCAAUAUCCGCGUACUAAAAAACACAUUCUAUUUUUACAAUCAUUUAGUGGCUGUGACACGACUUCUGCGCUGUUUAAAAAAGGAUAAAAAUAUAAAUAAUGGCCAUUGUUUAAUAAUUAUAUUAAUUUAAUAAAUAAUAGACUUUAUAUCACGUACUGAUAAGCGUAACACACGCUUGACCUUGCAUUGGACCAUUUAUAACUGUGCGCUGCGCACUCUUCGCGCUCUACUUCAAAAACGGUUGAUCGUAUCAAAAAAAACAUGAAACAAAAAUUGUAGAGAAUUUUAUACUCUACAACUUUUAUUAUAGGUAAAAAUAUCAUUUAAGCAAUAGGAAGCGAGAUAUUCACAAAAAACCAAUUUUUAUGACCUUUGACCUUCAAUAUCUUAAGACGCGGACACGGUAUCAUUUGUGACUUUUGAGACAACAUUUAAAACGACAAAACAAAGGUCCAUACCAAUUUAUAGCUUAUUAUCUCUCAUUCCGAGGUUGACCCCUUUUUUUACCUAAUAUGACUGGGCUAUAUGAACACAGUUCUUGUCAUCGGUUAAAUGGGCUUUAAGCCUUACUCUAUAGAGUAUUCUUACUUAUGUUCUCACUUAUGUGUAACUUUCGAGACGUAGUUAGUUUUUCAGCCGCAUGAAAGUCUUUCAGACUUUCAAACAAAACGACUAACGCAUAGAGAAAAUCCAAUACUGAAGAUUUUAGGUGUCCUAUAAUGGUUCUUGAAAUGAAGGAUGUCAUUUGAGUACCCAUUUAGAAUGGAUAGGCACUAUAUAACACUGACCUCCUAGGGUUUGAUAGGCACAUACAAGUCAUGUUUAUCUCGUGAUACUUUUAGAUCUAAGGUUUUGUCGCGUGAAACGCCGGUACGAGUACGGCAGGCUCGAUAGCGUAAUCAUUUGAACAGAAACCAUCGGCCUAGCACUCGUUAGUUACCACAUCGAUAUUUUAAGUCACUGUUGACUCUGCCGGUCGUUAUUAUCAUCUUCAUUAUGUACACGCCUAAUCGUUAAAACAGGCUUUUUGUUAGUUACUACGUUACUCGGUUGAGUUGUUAUGUUUAUUUAAAUUUUGUACUUUUAUUGAAUAAACGUUCUCUUCAUUCCA
Molecule: messenger RNA, 6386 nt
Organism: Pectinophora gossypiella (pink bollworm)
Lineage: Eukaryota; Metazoa; Arthropoda; Insecta; Lepidoptera; Gelechiidae
Exons: 18
Coding region: 181-4200 (1339 amino acids)
Molecular function (GO): protein binding
Source: RefSeq, a predicted model, not a curated record